GCGACGGGACUGUCUCGGGCUGUCUCGUGGGUUCAUCUGAGGAGAUUUUACGUGUUUCGGUGAGUUCUGCUGUUCAUGAACCGAGACUGAGCGCGCUCAACCGUUCUCUCGUGCCGUCCGGUGAACAUAAUCGCGUAAUGGCUGCUGAGGUGAAUGGCAGCUCUGGUGUGUUGAAGGAGGAAGAGGAGCCCAUGGAGGUAUCGGGCACACACUCGGAGAACUAUCAGACGCUGCUGGACGCUGGAUUGCCACAGAAGGUUGCCGAAAGUCUGGACAACAUUUUUCAGACAGGUCUGGUGGCGUACGCUGAUUUAGACGAGCGAGCGCUCGAUGCACUGCGGGAGUUUAAUGAGGAGGGGGCACUGUCGGUCCUGCAGCAGUUUAAAGAGUCUGACCUCUCCCAUGUGCAGAAUAAGAGUGCUUUCCUGUGUGGUGUGAUGAAGACUUACAGACAGAGAGAAAAACAGGGCAACAAAGUUCAGGAGUCGACAAAAGGCCCUGAUGAGUCCAAGAUAAAGGCGCUGCUGGAGAGGACGGGAUACACUCUAGAUGUCACAACUGGACAGAGGAAGUACGGCGGACCCCCUCCAGAUGAAGUGUUCGCGGGUCCGCAGCCGGGCAUCGGCACUGAGGUGUUUGUGGGCAAGAUCCCUCGGGACCUGUAUGAGGACGAGCUGGUUCCUCUCUUCGAGAACGCUGGUCCUAUCUGGGAUCUGAGGUUAAUGAUGGACCCGCUUACGGGUCAGAAUCGUGGCUACGCCUUCAUCACGUUCUGCAGUAAAGAUGCUGCGCAGGAAGCUGUCAAACUGUGUGACAACUAUGAGAUCCGUUCUGGAAAAUAUCUGGGCGUAUGCAUCUCUGUGGCCAACAAUCGUCUCUUUGUCGGAUCUAUUCCAAAGAAUAAGACGAGAGAAAGUAUCCUGGAAGAUUUCGGCAAGGUGACAGAGGGUUUACAGGAGGUGAUCUUGUACACUCAGCCAGAUGAUAAAAAGAAGAAUCGCGGUUUUUGUUUUCUGGAGUAUGAAGAUCAUAAAUCGGCAGCUCAAGCUCGCCGCAGGCUCAUGAGCGGGAAGGUAAAGGUUUGGGGGAACCCUGUUACAGUGGAAUGGGCCGAUCCCGUUGCUGAGCCCGACCCGGAGGUCAUGGCAAAGGUAAAGGUUCUGUUUGUUCGUAAACUGGCAAGCCCCGUCACAGAGGAGCUACUGGAGAAAACCUUCUCGCAGUUUGGUAAACUGGAGCGUGUCAAGAAGCUGAAAGACUAUGCGUUUGUUCACUUCGAGGAGCGAGACGCUGCCGUCAAGGCAAUGGAUGAAAUGAACAGAAAGGAGCUCUGCGGGGAGGAGAUUGAGAUUGUUCUGGCAAAGCCUCCGGAUAAGAAGAGGAAAGAACGACAAGCAGCGAGACAAACCACCAGAAACACAGGGUAUGACGACUAUUAUUACUACCCUCCCCCUCGCAUGCCUCCCCCGGGGCGCGCCCGUGGCCGUGGAGGACGGGGGGCCUACACCUAUCCUCCUGAUUACUACGGUUACGAGGAUUACUACGAUGAUUACUACGGUUACGACUAUCACGACUACCGAGGCGGCUACGACGACCCUUAUUACGGUUACGACGACGGUUACUCCAUGAGGGGGCGGGGAAGUCGCGGCAGCCGUGGAGCUCCGCCUCCACCCCGUGCGCGUGCCGCUCCGCCGGCUCGUGGCCGUGGCGGCUAUCCUCCGAGAGGAGGGGCUCCUAUGGGAGCGGGUCGUGGGGGGCGCGGGGGACGCGGCGGGCCCUUUCAGCCUCCGAGGGGCCGUGGCACUCGAGGCGCCCGGGGGAACCGCGGCGGUAACGUCGGCGGGAAGAGGAAGGCGGACGUAUUUAACCAGCCGGACUCUAAACGACGCCAGACCACCAACCAGCAAAACUGGGGCUCGCAACCCAUCGCUCAACAACCCCUGCAGCAGGGCUCCGAUUACUCCGGUAUGUACGGUUACAGCAACGACACGCUCGAGUUCUCCCAAGAUUCCUACGGCCAGCAGUGGAAGUAGAUGCUCGACGUCUGUGAAAGGUAUUCGAGAGUAAAAACGACGCAUCCAGACACCUUCCUACCUUCCUCCCAAGAAACGAGACCUGCGAUUGGCCGGCAGUGUUUGUUUGACUUUUCUAUUCCCCAGUCCCCGUGUUGAUUCUGUCUGUGGCCCACAACUGACUUCUCACGCAUCCCGAUUGGCUAAAGAGCAGAAUGUAUUUGACGUCCCUGAGCUCUGCCCUUGCGCUCUGAACUGAGCGGGACUUUUGUCUUAGAUCACUUUUAUUCCUUCUUUUUUUUUCUUGUUUUAAAAUCAACAACGAACGUUUUAAAGAAGAUACUGAUUUGCGUACGUGUGAGAGGACAUUAAAAUCAUGAAAUGCUCUUCAGAAAGAUGGUGUCCUACUUCCCACAGUCCUCCAUUUUCUCUCUCUCUCUCUCUUUCUCUCUCUCUCUCUCUUUCUUUCUCUCAGUACUAGUGGCGUUAGGGACUCGCUGUAAAUACUGGCUGUUGACUAGAGCUUGAUUUUCAUCUUUGUUUUUUGGGGUUUUUUGCAAAAGUGGAGAAAAGAAUCCACAAGAAGGAAAAAAAAGUUUUGUAGCAGGAGUGCUGUUCAAUGUGUCUGUUAGCAUUUCUAGAAGUAGUUGAAUUGUGUUUUUUAAAAACUGAUAUACUGAUAUUAUAACUUCAGAUGUUUUCUUUUUAUUUUGGGGUUUGGUCUGGCUUACCUUAAGAGCUGCGGCCGGCUGGUCUGAUGUUUGUAUUUAUAACUUUUUUUUUGUUGGUUCAGUUUCAAUAAAACUCAAUCGAGCAACUUC
Molecule: messenger RNA, 2833 nt
Organism: Paramisgurnus dabryanus
Lineage: Eukaryota; Metazoa; Chordata; Actinopteri; Cypriniformes; Cobitidae
Gene: hnrnpr
Product: heterogeneous nuclear ribonucleoprotein R
Molecular function (GO): RNA binding
Source: RefSeq, a predicted model, not a curated record